AUGGAUUUUGAUAAAGAAGAUGGUGAAAUGAGUGACGACAAUGAAAUGGAUAUCGAGGAAAGAGAUCAAAAACCCGAAAUUCAAUCCGAAGAAUGUACUUUGCUUUAUAUGGCUGAUAAGACAGGGCCGAUAAUCAAACAGUUGCAUAAAAUAGAUUCUAUAAAAUUGGAAGAAAGGGCAAAGCGCUUUGGACUGAAUUUAAGUGGAAAUAGAAUUGUAACUCAAAAGCAAAUCGAUGAGCUUUAUUCCAACAUUGGUAUUGAAGAAAAAGAAAGACAUUAUAGGCUUGACACACUGCAUAUUACUGGAAUAGAUGGCUUAACGACUAAAGAUGUUUUUGAAUACUUAGAAGAUUACAAACCUGUUUCUUUGGAAUGGGUUGAUAGUACUUCUUGUAACAUGGUAUGCCAGGACCAUAUUGCAGCAGCGUUAGCUUUACUUGUUCACUCACAUGAAAUUAGUGAUGAUAGUUUAAAAGAAAUGUUAUCAGAAAGAUCUUCAUAUCAUUGGCGAGAAGGUAUGCCACAUCCAAAAAGAGAUGUUAUUUUAAUGAGAUUUGCAACAAAUGCAGACAAAAAGAUGGCAAAAAGAAACCAUGAUUCAGUACAUCCUAAACAAAAGAAGCACAUUGAUUUAAAUGACAAAAAUCCAUGGGGUGAUCUUUGUAUGUCAUGGGGGGUAUAUGAUCACCAGGAAGUGUUUCAACGUAAACUACCACACACACCUGAUUAUAAUGAUGAUGAUGUAGAACCUAGGAAAAUUAUCAAACCAAGAAAUAAAAAUCUUGCAAUGAGACUGGGAAAUCGAAACCAAGUUCAACAGUUUGAUGAAUCUAGUGAUUCAGAUGCAGAAUGGAAUAAGAAAUCAAAAGUGCCUAGAAUGAGAAUGAGAGCUGAUGAUGAAGAAUCAAAAAUUAAGAAAAUUACUCCCAUGGAACAAAAUAAUUCAAGUGACAAAGAAGAGUAUGCACCCUUGUCCAUUGAGGUGUUAAAUUCCAGAAAUUCUAUUGCAAAAAGGUCAUCUUCAUCUCACAUUUUAUCAAAUAUGUUUAAGAAAGGUCAUAGAAGCAAAAAUAUACAAUCACGUCUCGGUGUCAAAGUUGUUCCAAAUGAUCAAUGUAACAGUGACAGCUGUUCAGAUUCAGAUUUUGAUAGUUACAAUACAAUGAGUAAGGUGCAAAAAGUUGACAGCCGUAAUAAAGAAUCCACUACAGUCUGGUCUAGAUUAGAUAGACAAUUUGAACAGUCUAGUAAGAAAACCGAUUUACGUCAAAUUAUAAAAACAAAGAAACAUAAUAAGUCUGAUGAUUUAAGAGAACGUCUUGGUAAGCCAAAAUCAAAUCUAAGAAUUGAAAUUGAUAAUAAUUAUGCUAAAUAA
Pieris macdunnoughi is the source of this 1377-nucleotide messenger RNA. The record is from the annotation of a GenBank genome assembly. Lineage: Eukaryota; Metazoa; Arthropoda; Insecta; Lepidoptera; Pieridae.